AUGCAUGAUGCAAAGAAAGACAUGAACAGUCUGCUGGACGAGAUCAAGACGCUUUGCGACGACAAGACCGGAUCAGUGAUCUCAACCAACAUUGUUGAGUGGCUGAGCAAGCAGUGGAAUUUGGACAGUGACAUCCCUGCUGAGGAGGUCGACCUUCUGCUGAACUCGCUAGAGCCUCUUCCGAAGAUUGCGCAAGCCUUGUCAUUGCGAGGAGAGAUUCUGUCCACCUUCCUCAAGGUCGACAAUGGCGCCUAUGGUCAUUUGGUGAUCAUGUUGCAGAAGAUUGUGGACUUUGGUCAGGCUUCCCUCAAGGCAGAAGACAAAGCGCUGAGUCUUGCAUCAUCUUUGUCCUGUGAAUUGCAGGAGCGCUUGAAGAAGGCAGCUAACCUUGGUGGAUCCCUUCCGUCUUGGAUCGAGGCAGUGAAGUCAGCAGCCACACGGUUUCAGGGCAAGAUUCAGGACUGCGGCAUCGCCAAGCUCAAGGGACUACUUGCCGCAGAGAAUGGGGUCUCUGCUGCCAGGGAAUUCCUCUCAACGUUGACUUUUGGGCCGGGUGACAACCUCUACGCAGCCGCAGAGGUGUUGAAGCAACACGAGCUCAUGCAGAAGUCAGUGACCAACCCUCCUGGUGACAUGCCGUCAUUUGUCAAGCAGGUGAGUGGCGUGAUGACCAUUGCCUGCCUUGAUCUUCCCAUGUUGGGAAGCCUUCUCCCAGAUGAGCUUCUUUCUGUCCAGAACUACCUCGACCAUGUCAGUGACGUUUUGGGCACGGAAGUUGAAACAGUCCAGACCUCUCUCACGGACUUGGAGACCUUGAUUAAGAAGUACAGGCCGGUCUUGGAGGCUGUGGAGUUUUGGCAGCCUGACAAGAUGGACUCUGUGGCAUGGAUGUUUGAGGGCAGCACGAACGUCAACAAAGACACCGAGGAAAUCAUCAAGCAGAGAGAGAACUUGGUGUCUAGCAUCACACCUUUGCAAAUGGUCUACCAGGGUAAGCAUGUCGUCAAGCAUUUUGAGAGGCUUGCCAAGCUCAUGACCACCACUCCAGGAGUGGUGAGAAAGCUUCAGGAAGCGACCGAUGCGGCGGGAAAGAUCAUUGCCACUAUGAUGAUCGUUGACAUCGUGCUCAAUGAGACGAAAUACCCAAAAGUGAAUGAGUCCUACCGAAAAGUCUGCAGGUUCAUGGCCAAAAAGUUUGGAUUGAGCCCUCCAGACAUGGCCCCGAUGCUCAAGACAAAGGUGGAUGCGCUUGUUUCCAAAGCAGCGAAAUCUGACAAGACAAAAGCUGACUCCACGAAGCCUGAGGGGUCUAAAUCCCAGAAGAGGAAGGCUGAAGGUGAGGCAAAAGAGCCUGCCAAGAAAGUCCAAAAGAACAAAUCCGCCAAGAAGUAG
This is a messenger RNA of Durusdinium trenchii, 1392 nucleotides long. NCBI's taxonomy places the organism in Eukaryota, Dinophyceae, Suessiales, Symbiodiniaceae. The record is from the annotation of a GenBank genome assembly.